This is a messenger RNA of Lasiodiplodia theobromae, 1218 nucleotides long. RefSeq names its product Serine-threonine protein kinase 19 protein. Gene Ontology annotation, molecular function: protein serine/threonine kinase activity. The record is from RefSeq and is a predicted model, not a curated record. The transcript is spliced from 2 exons. Gene Ontology annotation, biological process: positive regulation of Ras protein signal transduction; protein phosphorylation. Bases 1 to 1218 code for a protein of 405 amino acids. NCBI's taxonomy places the organism in Eukaryota, Fungi, Ascomycota, Dothideomycetes, Botryosphaeriales, Botryosphaeriaceae.
AUGUCUUCCAGCUUUCAGACGACGCCCGCAAAAUCCUCCCGCGUCACUAAACCCGCCCGCCGCAAGAGCAACAACCCGUUGCUACGCCGUUCGUCUUCGUCGGCGUUCACCACAAGUCCGCGUCGCAAGCCGUCGACCGAGUCCACCAAGGUCGGCGGUGGCAGCGAUGAGAGGAUAUUUGAUGAACCGCUAGAUGACACGGGUCUCGUGGCCUCGUUAGCCACCGAUCUCGAGCUGCGCGAUGUGCCCCAGUUUAUUCAGAACGUCAAGGCCAGGAUGUUCACGCCUUUCCCUGAGCGCGCAUCCGGCAUGAAUGCUCAGAGGACGGCAGAAGUGCUGAACUUUCGCAUUAACCUACCACCGGUCGCAUCUGUGGCGCAUGUGCAUGCUCUAAGCAAGUCUCCCACUGUUACAGAAAGAGAGAUGGCGGAGUUAACGCGCGCUGGGGUCAUACGGAAGGUUGUGAUACCAGGACGAGGUGUCGGUAACGCUGCUGUAGGAGAAGGUUUGGUGCUCGUCUCGGAGUGGGAGAAGCUGGUUCGCUCGCAUCCAGAUUUGGAUGAUGCGAUGAAAGAGAAGUAUAUUUCACUGCUGCACUCACAACCGACUUCAGCCACCGUAUCGGCUUCGCAGCUCAGCAAAGAAGAAAUAUCAGUAUUCUGUAGCGCUGGAUUUUUGACUUCAGCGAACCUUCCUGCUGGGAACGCCGAGCUCUUCUCCCGCCCCGGCGCCGCGUCCUUGGGCUCGCUCGCCAGCUCCAGCGCCAAAGCUGCGUCCGGCUCGCUAAAUGCUGUUGGGGGCGCCAACGCCUUUACAUCCAGCGGUGCUAGUGGAGGUGGUGUGGUAUCGACCGACAGACAAAGGAAAGCGCCGGGCGGGGUCUACAGCUUUGCGCUGCCCAACAUGGGGCCGUACCUUCGGUUGUUGACCACUGCGCGUGCGCAUCUGCUGAGCCUGCUGAGCAAGACGUCCAGAUACAAGGAGGCGCCCAUGAGCCUACUCAAGGAACGCUGGGACGGAGGUAUCGCGGGUGAGGAUAUGGCAAGCAAAGCGCGCAAGGCGAGAGGCGACUUUAGCGGCGUAUUGCCCGGGCGGACGAAGAAGUGGAAGUCGUUCUAUGGCUUGAGCUUCGACUGGGUUCUCGAAGAGUGCGCAGGCAGCGGGCUGGUUGAGCUGUUCCAGACCCACAGUGUGGGCGUCGGGGUUAGAGCGACGUGA